AUGGGGGUCAACACCCGCAGACCGAUCCUUCCCGCCCCCACAGAAUCCAUCAUCGAUACCACGGGGGAUAGCACAACGGGCACAGAUCUGGCAACUGACAUUUCUCGCCGCACAGACAAAACGUCGUACUCUAUCCCAGACGACGGUAGCCCCGUCACUGUCUCCACUCGGCGACAGCGGGACCGCGACGAGAAAUUGUCUCGAUCUCAACACGACUCUCAUACCUCAUUACUCAUCGAGUAUUUCGAAGGCGGCAAAGGCUCAAGCGGCAUCGUCUCUCGUCCUAGCGUGCGAGUACGUGUUACACCAUCGUCGGCUAGAAAGUCCCGGGAGAAAAGAGAAAAAAGAGACCACUUUCAAAUCACCGAAUCAAGCGGAAGCGGGAGCCGCAAACCCUCAUAUACCCACCGGAUAUCCCUACCAUCACCGUCCUCAAAACAAAAGCAAUUGGACUCGGGCGCAACGGAUGACCACAGCGUUGGUUCGAAUUCAGCCGAGGAAGAGGGCCAUCAUUCGUCACGUCGCGAGCCGGUAGAAAUCGAAUUUGUGGACCGCGGACAGGAUAGCGAGAUGUCUUCCCUCUCGCAAGACACCCGAUACAUGAACACAUCGGAGGUUUCGUCUAUGCCGCCGGAGAGCAUGAUUAACGCUUCGUCGGCGGGUCCCAGGCGGAAACGCAGCCAGAGUAUGGAGCGUGGUUCGCCCCCUGAAGACAAGGGAUUGCUCAAGACCCCUCACCGACAAAGAAGUCGCAGUUUGAGUCAUGAGCGAAUUGCGCAUCGCGUGGCAGAAAAGCUCACUGAAUCACCGCAAGAAGCUUCGAGCGGCAAACACAAAAGCAAGGGCGGCAAGGAUUACCUUGAAGCCGAAGCAAAACCAUCCCGUCGCCGAAAGCACAGGUAUGCGGAAGAAGAUAUCAUCAGUCCUGAAUCUAGUCUUCUCAGCACAUCUGCAGUUUCUUCAAACCGCAAGUCCGACCAGUACUCAAUUCGCUCCGGUGCAUCCAAGUCCUCUAUCAACAACCCAAAAUUACUCGAGACGGUUGAAGAUGCGAUCAGAAGAUUAAUCCUACCGGAGCUAAAGGAGCUCAAGAAGGAUCAAAAAGUCAUGACCAACAGCAAAAAAUUCGAUCGGGACAUGGCUACAUCUUAUUCGUCCGGCACGAGCUCCAGAGAUGAGCUAGGUCGACGUCUCUCCAAGCACGCCAGUGCGCCGGAUGUUAUGAAGCCCAAAGUGGUUCUGAACAAGGAUAGCAAAGACGAAGGCAUUGUUCUUUCUCCCGAGACAGCUCCACACAACAAGGAGCGCAAAUCAAGUAAAAGCAGCGAAAGCUCUGAUAUGGCAGUGAGAUGGGCUAAUCGACCCGACUACACCGAACAAGACAAGAUCCGCAGGCAGAAGAGCAAGGGUCUUCGCGAUGCCCAUGCUGCUGCCCGAGUCGGUUCUGCUCUCACAGCGGCUUCUUUGAAACACCACGACUCCAACUCUAGUCUCGGCAAGAAGGAGCGCCGCCGAAAUAGUGGCUCCCGGAAAAGUGGCUCACGCAAGAGCACUGAGAGUAUGAACUACAACGAAACCGAACUUGUUUUCCAGAAGCACAAUGUUGCGCCAAUGCCAAUGUACAGUGAGAUGGACUCCGAGUUGACCAGAAACUCGUUGCUCUCUGAGCGAACGGCAAGUCCCACUCCCGAAAAGCAGCCCUCCUACUUCGACGUUGCUCGCGGAUCGCCGAGACAGGCCAUGUCACCAGCUUCUCGCACUCCUACGAGAAAUUCCGUCGACUCACGUUAUGAGCUUGGAAUGCGCCAUGGCAAUCAGUCGCACCAUAAUCUCUCGGUGCACAGUGCUUCGGAGCGUGACCUGCAUCACCAGAGCCAAUCUCCUGGAACCGACGGUGGUAACUGGGAAAUCGCAGCCGCAGCCGCAGCUAACCUCCUUGAUGCCGCUCACCCCGGACAUCACGAAACGGAAGAUGACUAUCACAAUGAGACCACCGGCCGCGGAUUGAGCCCCAUUCAGAGUAUUGCAAGUGAUCAUACUGAGACUCACCACGACCAUUACUCGGCUCACGGCGAGCAGCACGUUGACGGCAAACAUGAGGUUGAGCCUCGACUCUCCAUUGACUCUCUGUCAUCUGCCCCCAGUACAAACCUCGCGAGAUCCACCCGCCAGGGCACCAGCUCACACAGCCAGAGUGGAAUCUUCAAGCAGCACAGCCAUGAAUCACCUGGGCUCGGAUACGAACAUUCGCGCCAGGGCUCCCAAGACAAUGGCUUCUAUGGCUAUGACGAGGAGAGCAGGCGCUCUGUCGACGAUGGAGAUAGCGAUGUUGACUUCAUGGAUAAAGUCAAAGAAGGCCACCAUGUGGCUACUGGCGUUGCUGCUAACCCCCAAUUUAUGCACCCGAUGGCCGUCGAAUCUGCGGUCGCUUCCUUGAUGGAUCCCUCUGUCCUUGAAUCUCAGAUCUCAUCCACGAACCGCUCCCAAACCGACCUGGGCCAACGAUCAGGCAGCCGAAGCCCUGAAAAGCCAGGAAGCGAAGUCUACCGUGGAAGUCCCCUAAAGCAACGUCAGGAUGCUUUCAAUGCCGAUGAGACCUCGUUCCCUCGACGCAUGGGUGCCACAUCGCCCCCUCAGAGCGUUACCCAGUCUUUUGAGGACAUGGACGACUCUGGUAUGAUGGCUACCAAUGUCCCGCGUGGCAUGGAGAGUCCUCGCGAGGAUGCUGAAAGCCAAGAAUCGGAGUCUGAAAUCAACACCAAUCCGUCCAUUAUACAGGGUCCCAUUGGUGGUGUCGCGCAGGAAGAUCACUGGGGAUAUGAUUCAAGGUCUCCGCCGGCGGAUCACUACUACGAUACACAGAUCGGUGGAUCUAAGGGCCUCAAUGCCGAGCAGCAGAUGGGACUUGAUGCAGAAUACUACCAGACUGCCCAGAAUAUAUUUGGGGGCGAUGACUACUCUGCCCCCUCUGGCGACAACCAACCCCGCCAAUUGUUCGGUACCCCUCCUGGUGCCAAGGAUGAAGGCUAUGUCUCGGCUGCCAACCCCAUGUCUCCCAGCAUCGGGACUCCGAAGCAAGCUAGUCGAGGUCUUGCGGGCGCGGAUGCCGCUGGAAUGGCCAGUUUCGAUAGUCCCGCUGGGGCAGACGAUCCUUUUGCCUCUGGUCAUGAACGCCACUUCAGUGGCUACUCUCACGGCGUUGGCUCACCACUCUACGACAGUGCCACCGGCCGAGGCAUUGAGAGGAUUCAGUCCCAGGAUAUUGUGGCUCUCAUGGAUCAUUUGACUGUUCGGGAUGCCCAGCGGAAUGCCAGAGAUACCGAGAUUCUGGUUACUUUGGUUCGAAGUGCUGCUGAGAUGCGCACCUCCUUCGAGCAGAUGAAGAGAUUCAUCGCCGACCAAGACGAUCUCAUCAUGGACACUAGCGACAGGGGACAUGAGCGGACUCACAAGGCGCUUGGUGGUCCCCGGCCAUUGCCCCCCAGUACUUCUCGGAAUCGACAGCUCAACACCGCUGAUGAGGAAGAUAAGCGGAAGAGCAUCUUUAAGCGUGCGCUGAAGGGAUUGAGUCUCAAGUCGGGCAGUGAUUUGACCAAGAUUGAAGGCAUGCUCGAGCAGCUGCUUGGUGAGGUUGAGGCCCUGCGAUCCGGUCAAGAUGGCUUGAGCCCUCACAGUGUCACCAGAAUGGGAAGCAUGGAGCCAAGUGGGUACGAGACUCCCGGUCCAAAUGGAGUACCUGCCGAGACGAGCCGCUCUCCCUACGGGUCCAGCUCUUCUCGUCCGGCCAAUGGACAGCGCAGAGAUUCGGACCAGCGAGUCAGCACCGUCCAUGAAGUUGACGAAGACCUUGAGCUUGACGAUGGUGACCAGUUCCUGACUUCACAUCUCCCUGUUCGUGAUGGGCCCCGACACGAGCGAUCGGGUUCAUUGCCGCUUGACACACCUCCACGCAAGCCGGUGGCCACAUCAGCUCGCAGCACUGAGACAACCCCCAAGGCCCGCAAGCACAAGUCCAGCAGCUCGUCCAUUUUCCCGAAGAUCUCCCGCUGGUCUAAGUCCACGGCCACCUCCAUGGGCGACGGCAUUCGCAACAGCAUCCAGCCUUCCCGCAAAGAACGUCCGACUUCGGACGAGUCUCGGUCUGGAUCUGAUCUCGCACCUCAUGGCCCCUACAAAGGCGAAUAUUAUGAUCCCCAGGGGGACGACAGACUCCGAUCCACCUAUACCCUAGGCGACGAGCAAGAUGAGAACAGACCCCCUUCGCCAUUGGUUCCUUCCCAGGUGUCCGAGGCGCCCAAGUACCGCGGCCACCGUGGUAGUCUCGAGCUGCAGCACCCCCAGCCUCGACAAGGCCCAACCGGACGUUAUCAGUCCCGCCUCGAAACCGAGGCCCAGAUCUACGGAGGUCCGGUUUCUCCCACUGGCUCAGAACAGUGGGAAUCCAACCCCAGCCUGUCUGCGGUCAACCCUCCCCAAAACCGCAACAGCGGUGUCAGCGGUGCCACGCGUCUGUCCCCGAUCUCCGAUGCAGGCUACUCGGAGACCAGCUCCCGCGCAAACCGUACACCAGGCCCACCCCGUCCUCCCAAGGUGAAGGACGCGGGCCCUCUCAUUCCCGAGCGUCCAGCCAAGGUGGCUGAUGACGAGGAAGCAGCUUACAGCGGAGACCGUGUUGUUUCCAGAAGCUCUGCCAUCCGCUCUCCCCCCACACGCAAGCCAACUGGCCCGCGUCCCCUCACAUCUGCCGGCUCCUACAGCCCAGGCAAUAUCAAGCGAACCCGCUACCGAGGCAGUCCCGCGCAAAUCGACUAUGAAGAUGAGCAAUAUUGA
Penicillium samsonianum is the source of this 4830-nucleotide messenger RNA. RefSeq lists its product as uncharacterized. The record is from RefSeq and is a predicted model, not a curated record. NCBI's taxonomy places the organism in Eukaryota, Fungi, Ascomycota, Eurotiomycetes, Eurotiales, Aspergillaceae. The transcript is spliced from 2 exons. The coding region runs from base 1 to 4830 and encodes 1609 amino acids.